AUGAAAAUCCAUUGUGACGAAAUAUUAUCACUAAAUCCCGGUAUAAUCUUUCAUCCAACAAAUUUAAACCAAUUGACAAUCAAUUCAUUAAAAGAUAUACUCGGUAGUAAAAAUGGUUUUGUGAUGGCGGAAGUGGAAGUUUGGACAAAUGUUGUCAGAUGGGGUAUAUCACAGGUGGAUGAACACUUGAAUGAGAUAAAUGCUUACCAUUGGGGCGAAGAAGAUUUCAUGAAAUUAAGAGACGUGAUAUGUGAUAUUCUACCGCAUAUUAGGUUCCGUUCAAUAAGCACUAGUAAUUUUUAUCACUAUGUUGCACCAUUUGCAAGAGUGAUUGGAGAAGAAGUAUAUCAUGAAUUGUUAAAGUAUCAUUUGGUCGCUAGUUAUCGUCCAGACCCAAAUAUAAUAUGUCCACUUGGUGAUCGAACAGGACAGUACGGAUCGGUUUAUUUUAACCCAAUAUUUGCAAGCUUAAUAUCAAGCUGGGUUGACAACCAUCCACAAAUAUUUUAUAAUAGAAAAACCACUUAUGAUUUCAAAUUGCUAUUUAAGGCUUCACGUGACGGGUUUAGGGUACAGGAUUUUUAUGCAAAGUGUAGCUUUGUGAUGAAAACAUUGUUAUUGAUAAAGAUAAAAGGCUACGAUAAUCUAAUCGGUGGGUUUAAUCCAAAUUAUUGGGUUGAUGGUAAUGCCUUUAAAACGAGAUUAGGUGCACAUUUGGAAACACCGUAUAGUUUUCUUUUCAAUUUGAAUAGGUCAUCGCCACAAGUUUCUAUACUUAGCCGAGUUGCUGGUCACAAUAAAGCUACUUUUUAUCAUCCUGAUUCAGGUCCAAAUUUCAAUGAUUUGAAACUUUGUCCAUCAGGAUUUGAUAACCUUCAACAAAAAUCUGUGGACUGUCAUUAUUUUUUUACGGGUUUUUAUUAUCAAAAUAACAUAGGACUUACUAAUUCUGUCUUUCAAAUUGAAGAUUAUGAAAUAUUCAUCUUAUCAAGAAAAACUCCUGGUACUAUUAUUAAAAUUAUUUUUUAUGAUUUUUUACAAUCAGGUUAUUUUAUAUUUAUAAAUGAACUUUAUCGUGGUUAUACAAGUAUAUUAUUAUGUAAAUUUGAUAUUUAA
Entrophospora candida is the source of this 1116-nucleotide messenger RNA. Lineage: Eukaryota; Fungi; Glomeromycota; Glomeromycetes; Entrophosporales; Entrophosporaceae. The record is from the annotation of a GenBank genome assembly.